AGUCUCUCCGACCCGAAGCUUCUCAACAACGACAACGGCGUCAAAUUCGACGGCAACCACGACAACUACAAACUACCAACGACCAACCAUUACUAACCAUCCACCAUCGCGAGUCUCCAUUUAUAUUAAUACAAAGCUGCGAAAAAAUUUUAACGUCUAUCACCACCAUUAUCAUCACCAUCACCAAAACUGAUAUAUAUUUUAUCCCACGGCUGCAAUUGAUUCAGUAAAUCAAGAUGAGUGACAGUUAUAAUCGCGAUUAUAAUAACAGAAGGAGACGUAGCGACAGUGGAAGUGGUGGAGGAGGUGGCAGUACCAGUGGAGGUGGUGGAGGAAGCACCAGAGGUGGUGCUGGAAGCACCAGCGGGGGUGGCGGAAGCCGCCGUGGAUUUGGAGGUGGCGGAGGGGGAGGGGGUGGAGGUGGUGGUGGCGGAGGAUACAGAGGAUAUGGAAACCGCAAAUAUGGAAGUGACAGUAGAGAUAGACGUAAUGGUGGUGGAUAUCAGCGUAAAGAAUGGAGUAACUCAUAUCGCGAUAGUCGCGGAAGAGAUGGUUCACGUAGUAAUGGUUCUUAUUAUGGGAGUCAUGACAGACAGAGCACAACUGUCAUGCAUAUUCAGCAACAACAUGUUGGUAAGAUUAUUGGACGUGGGGGAUCUAAUAUUAAAGAUCUUCAAGCUCAGAGUAAUGCUCGCAUUAAUAUCGAUAAAUCUGGGUACAGAGACGGUAUCCCCGUAACAAUAACAGGAUCACCAGAGGCUCGGCAAAAAGCUAAACAUCUUAUUGAAGAUGUCAUUAACGAUAGAUCAUCAUCAUACGGCUCUGGACAAAAUGAUCGCGGGUCAUCUUACAGUUCACGUCGAAGUGAUCGAGGGCCUUAUUAAUCCCCGUCAUUUUCAUUAUUAAAAAAAAGAUUUAAAGAUAAUUGUGUGAAAAAAAAACCACGAGGAAAUUUUUAAGAUAAAUUCCUCAUCAAUUAUUUGCGUGAAUCUUUUACAGUAAUGAUGAUAAGCUAAAAUUAUAAUUUUUAUUAUUAAUAUCAAGAAAAAAUAAGUACAGGAAAAAAAAAUAAAAAAUAAUAAAACUCAUAAUACAAUCCAAUUGAAAUAAGAAUUUUUAAAAUAGUGGUAACGUUUUGUUAACGAUCAUUUAAACUCCGUGGAUAGAAAAAUAAUAAUUUAUGAUAACUACACGUGUGUAAUUUCCUAUUUUGUUUUUCAAAACAAUGAUACUGUAUGUCAAAUAUGUUGUAAUAAUUAUAUUUUUUUUUCUCAAUUCAAUAAAUUUAGAAAUAUAUGUAUAUCGAUUAUAAAUUAAUAUUAUAUCUACUUGACUAUUCAAUUAUAAAUCAUAAAUUAUAAGAAACUUUUAAUAAUUAGACUAUAAUUUUUUUUUAAACUCAAGUAGUUAUCAGUAAUACGUUGAAUAUAUAUUUAUAUAUUUUUUUUAAUCAACGGCUACGAUAAAGAAUAUCUUUUAGGUCAUCUACCAGUUAUCCAAAUAAAUAACUUGAAUCUCGUAUUACAAUAUUCGUAUUGUUCUUCAACUCAUUUUAUUGUCUUGAGAUUUAGUUUUUUUAUCCUCCAUUUAAAAAAUAAAUUUUGAGGACAAACACAUGGCAACAUGUAAUUCAAAGUGCCCUGAGGCUUUUUGAUAUAAAAAAAUUAAUUACCGCAUAGAAAAUUACUGUCGGAAUGAGCGACGACCUGAGCGCUGAGAGCUGAUUUUAUUGAAGCUUUUAAAAAAACUGAUUUACUUUUUAAUAAUUAAAAGUAUUUAAGUGUUUGUCUUAAUGACCUCUAAUUUUUUUUUAAAUUUGAAAUUCAACUUAUGAUACAAUUGAUAUUUAAACACUUGAUAAAAAAUAAAUCAACCUAUCAAUUUCCAGUGUAAAAAUUCAAUUUUAAAUAAAUAAAAUAAAAUACUAAG
Molecule: messenger RNA, 1929 nt
Organism: Microplitis demolitor
Lineage: Eukaryota; Metazoa; Arthropoda; Insecta; Hymenoptera; Braconidae
Product: rRNA 2'-O-methyltransferase fibrillarin-like
Exons: 4
Coding region: 237-884 (215 amino acids)
Biological process (GO): regulation of gene expression
Cellular component (GO): nucleus; cytoplasm
Molecular function (GO): mRNA binding
Source: RefSeq, a predicted model, not a curated record